This is a messenger RNA of Ogataea philodendri, 1608 nucleotides long. RefSeq lists its product as uncharacterized. The record is from RefSeq and is a predicted model, not a curated record. Gene Ontology annotation, cellular component: CAF-1 complex; nucleus. Gene Ontology annotation, biological process: DNA replication-dependent chromatin assembly; nucleosome assembly. Gene Ontology annotation, molecular function: protein binding. Lineage: Eukaryota; Fungi; Ascomycota; Pichiomycetes; Pichiales; Pichiaceae. The transcript has a single exon. Bases 1 to 1608 code for a protein of 535 amino acids.
AUGUCGUUAGAGGCCAGCAUUCACACGCUACAUUGGCAUGAUAACAAUCUUCCAGUAUACUCGUUAGAUAUCCAACCAUCUAAGGUCACGUCUGCUCAGAAAACUGUGAGAGUAGCCACCGGUGGUGGAGACAACAACGUGCGCAUUUGGCGUGCUAGCUAUACAGAAACUGGCGUAGAGUCAAUUCAAUAUCUGAGCUCGCUAACAAAACACACUCAGGCAGUCAAUUGCGUGAGAUUCGACCCAUCUGGAGAGUUACUAGCUAGUGCAUCCGACGAUGGAACUAUCAUGAUUUGGUCACUUUCAGAUAAAAUUAUCAAGGAAUUUGGGAAUGAAGAAGAUGACGUGAAGGAAAGUUGGUACCUGAAGACCUCGUGUCGGUCUUCUUCACUUUCAGAGGUAUACGACAUAUCUUGGUCGCCAGACUCGAAAUAUAUCUGCUGUGGAUCAAUGGACAACAUUACGCGUAUUUUCAACGUGUCUACAGGAACGAUGAUAAAACAAAUAGCCGAACAUAACCAUUAUGUCCAAGGAGUGACGUGGGAUCCGAGAAAUGAAUUCAUCUGUUCCCAAUCGGCCGACAGGUCUGUUCAUAUUUAUAAAAUUCUCAGCGACAAAGCUUCGGACCUUGUCCUUUCUCCGACCACAUUCUAUAAAAUAGUGCGUGCGGAAUUGCCUACAAAGAGUCUCACCAGUGAGAAUCUAAGCAAGAACCUAGAUGUUUCUUCCAUGGACCCUCCAUUACAAACACCACGUCAUAAGCGCACACAUUCAAACUCCUCAACGUCGUCAUCGCAUUCCCUCGCAAUGUCGAUCACUCGAUCAUCCAGUCCUCUUCCAGCAGUCAUGCCUGCAUCAUCUAAUGCCAUUUACAAGAACUUUCACCUGUACCACAACGAAACAUUACAAUCUUUCUUUAGAAGACUUUCAUUUUCUCCGGAUGGGAUGCUCCUUUUGACCACAAGUGGGAUUUAUAAGACAGAUGGCACAGAAGAGAAUGUAAAUACGGUUUAUAUUCACACGCGUGUUGGUCUCAAUAGACUGCCCGUGGCCCACUUGCCUGGAUUCAAGAAACCAGCCAUAGCGAUCAAGUUCAGUCCUGUCUUAUACAAGUUGAUCCCCGAUGAGCCUCGAGUCUUCAAGCUUGACUACCGCAUGAUAUUUGCUGUGGCUACUCAAGAUUCCCUGGUCUUGUACGACACUCAAAGACUGAAAGCCUUGGGAAUCGUGACAAAUAUUCAUUAUGCUGUGAUUACCGAUCUAAGCUGGUCUCCAGACGGUCAAUUGUUGAUGGUGUCUAGUGCAGACGGAUUUGUUUCGAGUGUGAAUGUGUCAAAGACUCUAUCGGGCGAGAUUGAGGCUUACAAUGGCAAAGAGUUUUUGAAGAAAAAACGCGAAAGCCUUGCUUCCACCCCAGCAACCCCUGGUACACCAGCACUGGCCUCCGUUCCCCAGCAAACGUCAAUCAUCGACAUGCUACAGAUGGAGCCAAUACCACCUCCUGAGAUUAUUGGGAAGCCGGGUGAUUCGGUCGAGGUGAUCGACAUCACCACUCCCCGUGCUUCAUCUCCCGGUCCAGGCCCUUCUCCUAAAAGACAGAAAAACUGA